UUUGGUCCGCGACCAUCCCUUUGGAUCCAGUCGAAGAGCGCGCCUCGUUCCUAUGGCAACCGCGCCGGGUCCAUGCGCAGACGGCGGGUGACAAGGGUCAAAACAGACUCGCAAAAUAGACGCCUUGGACCGGUUCAGUCCGCGCCCUCGGUGCGCCGGGCCUUUAAGCGUCACGUGACUACCCUCCAACUCGUCGCCCCUCUUUCCCUCCCCAGGUCCCGGCAAGCGCUGGUUUGGACCGGAGGUUCCCGGCCCGGCGGACUAACUGGAGCGUGGACGCUGCAGCCGGUUAGGCUGGUGCCCUUUUCCGCUCUGGGAAGGAAGAGAAAUGGAAGUGAAAAAAUUGAGCAUUUCCUGGCAGUUCUUGAUAGUUCUGGUUCUGAUCCUGCAAAUUCUGUCUGCGUUGGAUUUUGACCCAUACAGAGUCCUAGGGGUCAGCCGAACAGCCAGUCAGGCUGAUAUUAAAAAGGCUUAUAAGAAGCUCGCCCGGGAAUGGCAUCCUGACAAAAACAAAGACCCUGGGGCAGAAGACAAGUUCAUUCAAAUCAGCAAGGCUUAUGAGAUUCUUUCCAAUGAAGAAAAAAGAUCACAUUAUGACCACUAUGGUGAUGCCGGCGAGAACCAGGGCUACCAGAAGCAGCAGCAGCAGCGGGAGUAUCACUUCCGCCAUUUCCAUGAGAAUUUUUAUUUCGAUGAGUCUUUUUUCCACUUCCCUUUUAAUUCUGAACGGCGGGACUCGAUUGAUGAAAAGUACUUACUGCACUUUUCACACUAUGUGAAUGAGGUGGUCCCAGAUAGCUUCAAGAAACCCUACCUCAUUAAGAUCACCUCGGAUUGGUGCUUCAGCUGCAUCCAUAUUGAGCCUGUUUGGAAAGAAGUCGUUCAAGAGCUGGAAGGAUUGGGCGUAGGAAUCGGUGUGGUCCAUGCCGGGUACGAGAGGCGCCUGGCCCAUCACCUGGGAGCACACAGCACACCCUCUAUCCUAGGAAUCAUAAACGGGAAGAUCUCCUUCUUCCAUAACGCAGUGGUCCGUGAGAACCUACGGCAGUUUGUAGAGAGUCUUCUUCCUGGGAACUUGGUGGAGAAAGUUACAAAUAAAAACUAUGUCCGAUUCCUCUCUGGCUGGCAGCAGGAGAAUAAACCACAUGUCCUUCUGUUUGACCAAAUGCCCGCUGUCCCGCUGCUAUACAAGUUGACUGCUUUUGCGUACAAAGACUACUUGUCAUUCGGCUAUGUGUACGUUGGCUUGAGGGGGGCGGAAGAGAUGGCGCGGCAGUACAAUGUCAAUGUCUACACCCCCACCAUCCUGAUCUUUAAAGAACACAUACACAAGCCUGCAGAUGUUAUCCAGGCCCGAGGUGUGAAGAAACAGGUCAUUGACGACUUUAUCACCCAAAACAAGUAUCUGUUGGCAGCCAGGCUCACCAGCCAGAAGGUGUUCCACGAACUCUGCCCUGUGAAGCGGUCUCACCGGCAGAGGAAGUACUGUGUAGUUUUACUGACCGCCGAGGCUACCAAGCUGAGUCAGCCCUUCGAGGCCUUCCUGUCCUUUGCCCUCGCAAACACGCAGGACACAGUGAGGUUUGUGCACGUCUACAGCAAUCGGCAGCAGGAGUUUGCCGACACCCUGCUACCAGACAGCAACGCGUUUCAAGGAAAAUCAGCGGUGUCUAUUUUAGAAAGGCGCAACACAGCAGGGAGGGUGGUAUAUAAAACCCUGGAGGAUCCCUGGACCGGGAGCGAGAGUGAUAAGUUCAUCCUUUUGGGUUAUCUUGACCAGCUGCGCAAAGACCCAGCUCUUCUGUCUUCGGAAGCUGUGCUCCCCGACCUGACUGAUGAACUUGCCCCCAUUUUUCUCCUUCGGUGGCUCUACUCUGCUUCUGACUACAUCUCAGACUGCUGGGACAGCAUCUUCCACAACAACUGGCGGGAAAUGAUGCCCCUUCUGUCCCUGGUCUUCUCCGCGCUCUUCAUCCUCUUUGGCACCGUCAUCAUCCAGGCCUUCAGUGACUCGAACGAUGAGCGAGAGUCAAACCCUCCGGAUAAAGAGGAAGCCCACGCGAAGACAGGGAAGACGGAGCCCAGCUUCACCAAGGAACCCAGCAGCAAGAUUCCUAAAAAAGGCUUUGUGGAGGUAACGGAGCUCACGGACGUCACGUACACCAGCAACUUGGUGCGCCUGCGGCCGGGCCACAUGAACGUGGUCCUCAUCCUGUCCAGCUCCACCAAGACCAGCCUGCUGCAGAAAUUCGCCUUGGAGGUCUACACGUUCACCGGGAGCAGCUGCCUGCACUUUUCCUUCCUGAGUCUAGACAAACACAGAGAAUGGCUAGAGUACUUAUUAGAAUUUGCUCAAGACGCGGCCCCGAUCCCAAACCAGUACGACAAGCAUUUCAUGGAACGUGACUACACUGGCUACGUGCUGGCUCUGAAUGGCCACAAGAAAUACUUCUGCCUCUUCAAGCCCCAAAAGACAGUCGAAGAGGAGGAGGCCAUGGGGUCGUGCAGCGACCUUGACGCCUCCCUCCAUCUGGGUGAAUCUCGAGGGAAAUCUUCCAGUGGCCUUGGAUCCAAGCCCAUCAAAGGAAAACUGAGCAAAUUGUCCUUAUGGAUGGAACGGCUGCUGGAAGGCUCCUUACAGAGGUUUUAUAUCCCGUCGUGGCCUGACCUAGACUGAGAGGACCUCGCAGAGAGACUCAAACUCUUCCAACUUUUUAAACAGGCCUCUGUGAACAGGUAUUUGCAGGACUCAAACGAUCACAACGGACAGAGUAUAGAUUUUAGAUUAUUCUUCCAGAACAACGGCUAGAAGAAUCUCUCCUUUGUCCUCUUCUGACCGAGGAGUGAAAACACCCCUCGUUGAAUUCCCUAGAUCAAAAUAUCUUCCUUUGGGUUUUUCUUUCCCCAUUUGAAUGCCGCACUUCUUUAAAAUGCUGCUCUUUCCCUCUCCUCUGUGGUCCCCGCCACGUGCUCCCCGCCGUCCCCCGCAUCCUGUCUCUAUGCUGUGGGAGAAGCACAGGGUUCAGCCCUGCCACAGAACCUGGAGGGAACCUAGAGAGCCUGGUGUGCCGGUCAGGUCAUUUGUCCCCUCCCUCCACCCCCCACCACCACCUGGCCGCCUCGGUCCCUCUGCCACGGUGCAUGCUGUAACAGCAGAACCCCACACAGCAGCUUCCGGGCCCUGCGUCUUGAAAGAGGCCUGGUUCCAAGCAAUCAGACAUUCAUGGUGUUUCUGGUAGUAAAUGGCCACACGUCCUUUUGGGGGGCAUCUCCCUCCAGUAGCUUGUCAGCCACGGUUUUCAGAGGGUAGGGAUGAGCGGCAAUUCUCCACCUAAGUUUGCUUUUCUUCCCAAGAUGAGAGAAGGGAGGGCUAGGCAGCACCUGAAGCGCUGCCUUGGUGAGAGUCCUGUCCGCCGCCUCCCGAGCACUCAGUGUCCCGGGGAGGGAGGGAUUCCACCAGGGAGGGCUCCGCACAGGGAGAAGUACUGUAAUGACCUCGAGCCAUUCGCAUGUAUGUUUGCAGAUGCCUUUCUCCUCUGUCAGUUUUAGGGGAUGGAUAUCAGGAGCCAUAACCCAUAGUCUUGUUCUCUGAACCUAGACAUCAGCUGCUCUAAAGCCAGUAGAUGUUAAACCGAAGACACAUUAUUCCUGCCAUGAGUCCGGCUCACGGAACCUCUUCCCUCCAGGGGUGUCUCUUUAGUAAAAUACCAGACAUGUCUUUGUAUCACGGAACUUAAAAUUUCUCAGCAGUUGUAUUUUGAACACUGUUACCCCCAAAGUACUGUAUCUUGAAGUCCUCUUUUGUGACAAAAAAACCAAGGCACAUUCUAGACUCCUUUUUGCUCACUUCGAGCUUCUGGCCUAUGUUUUGAUGUCUCAUUGUAAUUGUUUUCACUCUUUUUUUUGUUUGUUUGUUUGUCUUUUCAGGCCCACACCAGCAAUAUAAGGAAGCUCCCAGACUAGGGGUCGAAUCGGAGCUGAGCUGCUGGCCUAUGCCACUGCAACGCCGGAUCCUUAACCUGCUCAGUGAAGCCAGGGAUCGACCCUGCAUCCUCCUGCAUACUGGUCAGGUGUGUUAACCGCUGAGCCACAGCAGGAACUCCUUAAUUGUUUUCAUAGCAACUGCUUGACCAGUAACAGGGUCAGACUUGUCAUCGGGACCCCAGCUCAUGGAGCUGCAGUGACCGGUGGACUCCAUGCCAUUUCAUACCAGCCAGUUAGAGAGUUGACCUUUUCUUUUUAGAGCAAACUACCAGUGAAAUUUGGAAAACCUCAGAGAGUUCAGAUGUCAAAAAAGAUUGCCCUUUUAUGAAGUGAAGGGUCAAAAUCAGUGAUGGGACCAAAUAGGUUAGUAUUCUCUUUAAUCAUAAUUGCUUUAAACUAAGCCACUUGGAUUGAGCUACAGUAGCAAGUCAUAAAUUAUUUGAGCCCAGAAAUUCCUACAGUCUUCUAUCAUGAUACAGCUUUUUUUUUUUUAAAUAAAGAAAUUGUAGUUCCCGUCAUGCCUCAGUGGUUAAUGAACCCAGCUAGUAUCCAUGAGGACUUGGGUUUGGUCCCUGACCUCGCUCAGUGGAUUUAAGGAUCCGGCAUUGCCGUGAGCUAUGGUGGAGGUUGCAGACGCAGCUCGGAUGUGGCGUGGCUGUGGCGUAGGCUGGCAGCUACAGCUCUGAUUCGACCCCUGGCUUGGGAACUUCCAUAUGCCUCAGGUGCAACCCUAAAAAAACAAUAAAAACAAAAAAAAGAAUAAAUCACUGCCAGGCUUUAUUUUUCCACAUGAUCCUCUAAAAAUGGAUGUUUAUUUUGAUUGUGAUAGCUCAUGGCACCUGGCCUAGGUAGAAUUGGCUCCGUGAUGCACCAAACCCUCAGAAUUAUUUUCUGCAUCUUUUGUGGCCAAGUUGCUUAUAUGAGUAGUGUUUUGAUUCAGUGGUAGGCUUUUAUAUUUUUUAAUUUCUGGUACUAAUGGGAUUCCUGACCUUAAUUUCUAAAAACCAAAACUCCUCAAGUUUGUUUUUUGUUUGUUUUUUUUUUUUUUUUUUUUUGGUUUUUGGUUUUUGUGGUUUUUUUGUAUUUUAGGGAUGCACCUGUGGUAUAUGGAGGUCCCCAGGCUACGGGUCGAACCGGAGGUGCAGCUGCCGGCCUACGCCACAGCCACAGCAAUGCCAGAUCCUUAACCCACUGAGCGAGGCCAGGGAUUGAACCUGCAUCCUGGAUACUAGUCAGAUUCGUUUCCACUGAGCCAAGACAAUGGGAACUCCAGGCAGGAUACAGUGCAAAUAGCUUUUUUAAAUUUUCGAUUGAUUGAUUAAUUUUUGCUUUUUAGGGCUGCACGCGUGGCACAUGGAUGUUCCCAGGUUAGCGGGUGGAAUCAGCUACAGCCGUCACUGGCACCGCCAGAUCCCCAACCUGCUGAUCGAGGCCAGAGAUUGAACCCACACCCUCAUGGAUACUAGUCGGAUUUGUUUCGGUUUUGCCACAACUGGAACUCCAGGUUUGUUCAUUUUAAAAAAUUGUCCCGCCAUGGUGCGAAGUGGGUUUAGAGCCUGACUGCAGCAGCUCAGAUUGCUGCGGAGGUGCAGGUUCAAGCCCCAACCCAGCGAAGUGGGUUAAAGGAUCCAGCGUUACUGCAGCUGCACGGGUCACAGUUGUGACUUGGAUUCAGUCCCUGGCCCGGGAACUUCCAUGUGCCACGAGUGCAGCCAUAAAACUUCUAUUUUUUAAGUGUAUUAUUAAAAUAAAAGUCACCCAUAGCUGCACCUUUCCUUUGUACUAAGAAAGGCAAGUAAUAAUGGUAAAAACGUCGUUGGCAGAUAUUUCAGUCUAAAAAGAUCCACAGAUCUCUUUGGGGACCGGCAGAUAUGUUCCCCAAGAGGACACUAGGAAGCUUUUGUUUUAAACUGACCUUUAUCCUUGACCAGCCAAGCCUUUCCUUCUAAAUGUUUCCAUGAAUUUGUUUACUUUUGUGUUGAAUGUAUGAGCCACUGCCUUGCAAAGCGAAGGCUACCAUUUCUCUUACUCAUAUGGGUGACCACACAGACCCAAUUUUGGCGUGAGGUUAACUUCCUUGUCUUCGAAUAUCUUGAAACUGAUGACAUUGAUGUUUUUAGAGGUAGGUAUUUCUGGUUGAUACAGACUCUGCGUCACGGUUAGCAGAUGGGGACAAAAACUGGCCUAAAAACAAGGCUUCGUGGAUACACAAGCCCAUUUUAAAAAUGUUUUCUUACUGCCCUGGUGUCAGCACAGUUCGUCUACCAUAGAGUUCAUCAGCACCAGAGAAGCAGCACUCCAGUGAGCAAGCCUGUCCCGACUUCAGCACCACAGUCUCGCCGCCAUCACUGACCAUGAAAAUCUGGCUGCGGUUUUCAAAUAACAGGUUGAGGAGUUCCCGUCGUGGCUCAGUGGUUAACAAAUCCAACUAGAAACCAUGAGGUUUCAGGUUUGAUCCCUGGCCUUGCUCAGUGGGUUAAUGAUCCAGCAUUGCCGUGAGCUGUGGUGUAGGUCGGAAACAGAGCUCAGACCCCACGUUGCUGUGGCUCUGGGGUAGGCUGGCGGCUACAGCUCCGAUGAGACCCCUAGCCUGGGAACCUCCAUAUGCCGCGGGAGUGGCCCUAGAAAAGACAAAAACAAAUAAUAGGUUGAUUUCCUCCUCAUUCAGUACAUAAAUGUUUUCCUGAUAUAAAAGAAAUGGGAUCUGAGUGUGUUUCAAGUGACUUGCAUUGUUUGGGAAAAGGGAUUAGGAGCAAACACUCAAAACAUUUUUUCUAAGCAAAAUUCUUGAAAAGCUGAUGCACAGCAUCUUCACAGAUGAAACAUUGCUCACAUCCAACUACCUGAUGUUGUCCCUUGAAAACCAACAGCGUGGCAGCAGCUGAAUCUGUCUGUUCAGUUUGUCAAGGAGGAUGAUCGUACUUUGAAGACAGACUUAAAAGAAGGUGAAUAUUUUGCACUUUUGAUACUCUUAGGAACAAAUAACUUAUUUGGCAAAUGGUGUCUUUUUUAUGUUGUUUUUGUUUUGUAUCGUGAAUAGGCACUGAAGCUGAUGUUAUUUUGUUUUAAGGAUGUUACAGACUGGAAACAGAAAUAAACUAUUUUAAUGUGUGA
Molecule: messenger RNA, 7098 nt
Organism: Sus scrofa (pig)
Lineage: Eukaryota; Metazoa; Chordata; Mammalia; Artiodactyla; Suidae
Source: RefSeq, a predicted model, not a curated record